Molecule: messenger RNA, 7839 nt
Organism: Bactrocera neohumeralis
Lineage: Eukaryota; Metazoa; Arthropoda; Insecta; Diptera; Tephritidae
Product: organic cation transporter-like protein
Exons: 7
Coding region: 625-3291 (888 amino acids)
Biological process (GO): transmembrane transport
Molecular function (GO): transmembrane transporter activity
Source: RefSeq, a predicted model, not a curated record
GACUGCUGGAACAGUAAGGUUUUGACUAACAACGAAAGCACAGACAAGUCGCGGCGAACAAGUUGAGCGGAAAACACGCAUUGAGCGCUUCCCGAAUAAGGCUUCGAAGUUAUUGCGUUGCUUUGAGCUAAUUUGUGCGGUACUGGAUUGUGGUGCUAAAGUGUUGAUUGUAAAGGAAAUACAAUUAUGAAUUGAAUGAAGUGUGCGAAAUUGAAACAAAAUUAUAUUCGCGAAAAUGUCCAUCUUUGGCCGUGCAAAAUUAUGGCUUAUUACUCUUUUACAAAAUGUAAUAUUUGGUGCCGUUGUUGGUAGACGAAAUUCGGCUGUGGUCUGCUCAAAUAACUAAUAAAUACUUAGUUAUAACACCAAAUCUGCAAAAACAAACAAAACAAAACAUUUUAAUAUUUGAAGAAAAAAAAUGAGAAUUGGCUUUAAUCAUCAUCAAAAUCCUUGCAAGCUAUUUAAAAAUUUAGAAAGGGUACCAAAGAUUGUAACAACAAUUUUCAAUUCAUAAGUAAACGUUACUUAUAGUAACAAUAAUAUAUCAUAUGGCAUAAAAAGUUGGCAUAACAGUCAGCGUAAACCACAUCUAGCAACGUUCACCACAUCGCCGCAUGCCACACCAUGCUAGCGGACAACAAUAGCCGCAGAGAGAAUUUCGCGACUCCAGCGCUCACCAUGUCAAUUAUAAGCAAGACCGCUAUGAUUGCUAUAAUUCGUGAGGAUGAAGAUGAUACGGAAGAGGAAGAUGGCGAUGGAGACGAUGAAGACGAGGAUGAAUAUGGAGAGGACUAUUAUGCAACGGCCGAAUCGCCGUUGUUGCCCACCAGCAACAAAGACAAUACCAAACCAGCAGAAGCGAAUAAUAAUAACAGCAACAACAACAAUAAUAACACCGUACCUAACCACAUAUCAGCGAAAGCACACCAACACAACUACACAGCCCUCGAUACCACCGCAAACUCACCGAUCCACCAAUGUUCCUCAGACACACUCAGUCACAAUCCCAAUCACAACCACAGCGUUUACAACUCAACUAACAUUACAGCCGCCUCGAGAGAGCAACUUUCAGCUAACAAGCUUUAUCUGGACGCACUUGCGCCAUCAGCUUCGCCCACCUCAUCUGGACCGAGUAUUUACGGCACACCGGCCAGUGAAUGUCGACGUCGCAGUUCGGUAGCAUCUUUACAGUUAUUUGAUAGUAAUACGGUGACUAUAACCACCACCACAUCGACAACGAUUGAUGGCAGCGGUCAAACUGAAGAGAGCAUAAUCGAUUUGGACGACAACGCGGAUAAUACGGACAGCGAUAACUAUAGCGAAUCGAACGAUAACAGUUAUUCCACACCCACCACAGCGACACUGUAUAGCAAUUAUCACUACAACCAAACCCCCACACAUACACAUCAAUAUAAUUUAUAUCCAAAAGACUUCUUCUCCAGCAUCGAAGGCGAACGACCGGAACAUUGCUCGAAAAUGAAGACGAAAGUCGAUGCUGUUGGACGCAUAACCGGAGAAUGGGGACGCUGGCAAUUACGUACUGUAUUACUGAUCUUCUUGUGUAAGAUACCAUCCUCGUGGUUUAUGGCUUGUAUAAUAUUCACAGCGCCCGCACCGCGACAUGGUGAAUUCUUUUGUAAACCGCCAAAUACGGUGGGCGCACAAAACGACACACUGUGGAUAAAGGUCUCACAUCCGCAAAAGGAGGAGGUGGAUGAUCAAGAAUUUAGUAUAGAUUUUUGUAAUAUAUACCAGGAUGCACAAGAGCAUGCGCAUCACUAUUACCGCUAUGAACGACCCGAACUGGAACCGCGCGUAUGGGAGGAACCGACUUCGCGCAAUAUGAACAUCAUCCCAUGCCAGCAGUUCGAGCAUAGGGCCGAGUACCAUUCGGUAGUGACCCAAUACGAUUUGGUAUGCUCGCGUGACAUCCUGGUGUCAGUAACACAAUUCUUCCAUUUGUUUGGCGUCCUCACCGGCGGCAUAUUGGCGAAUCAUCUGCUCAAAUACUUCAGUCCACGUAAUGUGAUGCUCUUCGGCAUGAUAACGCAGAUAUUCUGUGGCAAUCUCACGGGACUAGUUGCCUCAUACGAAUUACACGUCUUCUUCCGCUGCUUGUCUGCGGUAUGUUGUGCGCAAAUGUACACAGCUGGUGGUGUAAUAAUGGCCGAUAUAACGGGUGGCGUUUAUAAGACUUGCGUUUCGACACUCUUCGAACAAUUCUGGUCAAUAGGUGUUAUACUACUGCCCGGAGUGGCGAGUUUCUUCUCCAGCUGGUCGCAUCUCUAUAUGGCCAUCUCAUGGCCCACUGUGAUACUCAUAUACUUGUGGCGUUGGAUUCCCGAUUCACCGCGCUGGAUGAUACAGCGUGGUCGUGUAACAGACGCUAAAAAUAUUCUCAUGCAAUGUGUGGAGGUGAACGGCACGCGUUGUGGGCUUCCGCACGACAUCGAUCAGCAGCUGCAAUUGCAGGCGCAAACCGCUAUGGACGCACCGCCACCACCAGGCUGGUGGUCAAUAUGGAAGGGUAAAAAUGUCGUGCGCAAUUUGAUCUGUGUACACUUGGCGUGGUCCCUCUACAUUGUCGUGUACUACGGCAUGUUGCUGAACAUACGUUCGUUCAGUCGCGAGCAUCUCGAAGUAAACACAGCUGUGGCGGGCUUGAGCGAAAUAAUCGGCACUUUUAUUGGGCUCUUCCUGAUAUUGAAGACUACGCGCAAAUGGUUGUGGACCGGUCUUUUCAAUGUUGUGGCCGGCCUGAUUGCAUAUCUCGGUUGGCUGGUGCCAACAGACUUACCGUUCGAUGCACGCGUUGCGCUGCUCAUGCUCUCGGCUAUGAUCUCGAAAAUGGCCAUCUCCACCACACUCUCCAUACUCACCACCUGCACCGUUGAGCUAGUAAGUGAGGAGAAGCGCAAAAUCACCGCAUUCUCGGCGAUAUGUUGGGCACGUUUUUGGCUACUGGGUGCGCCAUUUAUCGGCGCUACUGUGAUCUUUGGCAUGAUGGUGCCGCAAACAGCUUUCGCGUCACUCGCAAUUGUUGGUGGUGUUUUAACCGCCCUCAUUACAAGUCCGCGUACAAUAAGGAAGGAAGCGCUUGGCGGCAGCAAUCGAGCGACCGCUACACAGGUGGAUGGCAUCGAUAAUAAAGGCUUCACAACGGGACCGACACUCAACAAUCCAAUAUUCACAAAUAUUACGAAACUGGCAGCACCCAACUCUAAUUUACCACCGCCAAUGGUGCCCGGUGUUUGGACGACGAAACAUCACGAAGACAGUCCACCCGUCUAACCCCCAAACUACAAUACGAAUAAAUGGCCAUCAAUCGGCGAUAUAAUUUCGUAAAUUAUGUCGCUUGUAAAAGUUGUUAUGCUGUGUACAGGAUUGUAACGCACUACGCUUCCUCGCAUAAUGUCACAUGGUCGACAGAGGACGCCAGUGGUUCGCUUCACAUACAAUUAGACUAUAUAAGUAGUAAACAUAACAAAUUUUAUUUCGAACAAAUUUAUUUUAACCAUUGCAUAGGUAGAGAAUCGAACGCACUCGUUUUUGAGACCACGAUUGCAUCGUAUGUUACAAUUCUGUCCACACAUUCUUUCUUUGUUAAAUAGUUUCCUUAAAAAGUCAUAAUUAUUAAAUGCAGUUAUAGUUGAAGAGGAAUGAGAUAAAGCUAUAAGCAAAAAUAUUUAUAUAAUAUAAAAAUAUUACGUAUAUAAUGUAACUAGUGAACAGAUAUAUGUAUGUAUAUGUAAUCUAUAUUAGGGUGGUACUUAAACAGAGAGGGCAAGUUUUUAAAUAUCACGUAGAUACCAUUACAAUCUAAGUCAAAUAUAUAUUUCUUUGAUUGCAUGUGUUACACGCAGGGUAGCGAAUUUUCUAACUAAAAAAAAUUAUUAAUAAUUAUAAUUUCUAUUUUUGAUUCCAAUGUGGGGAUUAAAAGUUUUAAGUUACGUCUUAAUUUUCUCAAAACAGAAACUAAAGAAAUUAUUUUUAUUAUAUACAUAUGUAUUAUCUCUAUUUUUAGCUCAGAUAUGGAAAUUCUGAGCUAAAAAUAGAGAUAAUAUUUUUUAGGGAAAUAAUUUUUUUUUAAUUAAAAAUGUCUUGGUUUAUAAAUUGAAAAACUAUUUUUUAAUUUAAAAAUUUGAGUAAUAAAUAGUUUUGUUUUUAAUCAAAAGCAGAAUGAAAAGUGCUAAAAGAACAAAGAUUUACAUAUUUCUAACUGAAACAUUAUAAUAAAAAGCAAUUAAAUAUAUUAUUAGACAAAAUAGCUAAAAUAUGUUGAUAUUUUAUUAAAAAUAAAUUUCCCUUUUCAAAAGUUAACUAAAAUGUAAGAACAGGAAAUAUGCAAACGCGAAAAAUAUAACGAUUCCAAAAGAAUUUCUAUUUUUAUUUGAAGAUUGGAAUCAAACAUUAUUUUUUGAUCCGGUAUUUGAUAAACCCAAAUUUAUUUAAUUAUGUAUUUUUGAUUCUUAAAUCGAUUUUUGGUAUUACCGUUUUUCAAUUCGGCAUUUAAGGUUAAAAAUUUAAAAAAUAUGUUUAAUUCUGUUUUUUAAGAUUAAAAUAUAAAAAGAAUUUUAAUUCAAAUUAUGUUUCAAUUAUUUUAAUGUAAUAUUUGCAACCCCAAGUUCACGGGAGUUAAAGUUCGAUAUGGAGACUAAGGACCUUAAAAAUUUAUUUUCUUAUGCUCAAGAGCGACGCUACGAUAGCCAAAGAUAUCGUCUGAUCACUGCGCUUACCUCAACUAUCUAUCAGCACCAAAUUCUCAAAUUUUAUGUCAUAACAUUGACUCUUGGAGCAAUUGGCCAUAGUUGUGAAAGAAUAACUCAUUUGACGUUUUAAGGGCCACCCUAAUGUAAUAAUACUUAGAAAUAUAAAAAAUAAACUAUCUGUGAAACCAUAUAACGAGAGUAAGAGAUACAAAUUUAUGCUAUAAGUCUAUUACCUAUAUUAUAAUAAUAUAAUUAUGUAUAUACCAAGUUUAGGGAAUUCAAAUGCAAUUAUUUCCCACAAACCGUGUUUUUGAAUUGUUAACUCUUUUGGAAAGAUUUUUAAAUACAUAAAUAUUAUACUUUCAAAAACUAAAUACUACGCCCAAAUUAGUUCAUUCAACAGCGAAGCUAAAGCUUCACUGAAAAACACGCCUUAAAUGCACAAACUCAGCUUGAAUGGCAUGUGAAAUUACAUACUCAUACUCAUAGAAUAUCUGCUGUCAAAGCGACGGAUAAGUUGUUUAUGCAAAAUAACAUGGCUUUACAAUGCAAAAAAUAUACAAAUUAACUAUCAAAUAUGCAUACAAUCAUUUAUAUAUGCAUAUGUAUAUGUAUGUGUGUGAGUAAAUCUCAAUUAUAAAAUUUUAAUAAAUCUUUAAUCAAGUCCAAACUGCAAUUUGUCGGUUCACAAAUAAAAUAAGAAAAACUUGAUAAUAAUAUUGAAAAUGUUCUUAGAAUGUCCAAAUGUCAGUAUAGUAUACAUAUAAUUUUUCAAAUAUUUUGGCAAAUAGAUGCAAUAAAGGUGACCGACAAUUUCAUACCGCUAGUUUCUUUGAAGUUCCUUUAACAGAAAAAUAACAUGGUUCGUGCCGCCAUGUACGAAAGGAAAGCAACUACAAAAAAGAAUUAACUGACAGCUUAUUAGACAGCUACAUAUGUCAAAAGAUGUAUCGCUUUUUAUCUAAUAUCUAAUUUAAAUCUGAUAAAGUUAGAAAAAAAUGGGCAACAUAAGUCACCUCAACUUUGUAGUCCUUCUUCUAUCAUUUUUAUCAGUGCGGAAUUUCUUUAUAUCAAAAUUAGAGUUAAGUUUCAGAUAAAUAAAUUAAAAAAUAAUAAUAAUGUUUUUGUUCGAAGCCGAAUUAUUCACAUCAUACACACAUACAUAUGGAUAUACUACAUAUAUAACUUUUUGCUGGAACUGUUUGCCUCGCACUAUGUGAAAUAUAUGUACAUACAUACAUAUGUAUAUACAUAAUUAUUCAAUGCACAUCAAGCUUCAGCGAUCUAAACAAAAGUACAAAUAUUAAGUAAAAAAAGUUUGAAAACAAAAACGAAAAACAAGAUCAAAAACGAAUUGCUCAUAAUUUAACAGUAAAAUUGAAAUCAGAUAAUUUUUACAGUGUGAAAUGUUGAAAACAAACACUAACUUAAAGCCUGGGUUUUUCAACUGUAAAUACGGCCCAAUAUAUAUUUGGCCGGACUAACCAGUUUAAAAAAUCACAGUGCUAUAUAUAUAUUUACUAUAAUAAAGUAGUAACAAAAGUAGUAAAAUCCGAAGUGUAUUCUUAACUUUUCAAAUAACAGAAACGUUUUUAUUUUUGUUUUGUUCAAAUCUGUUUUACGUAAAUCAUUUAAGGGCGUAUUCUAAUCUAGAGGCCCGAAAUUCGAGCGCUUUUUUUUAACAAUUGUUAAAAAAUUAUUUGAUAUUUUUACUAUCCAUUUUUUAUCAUUUGUUUAUUUGUAAUUGAAGUGUAAAUUAAUUUAAAAAAUAAUUCAUUGAGUUAUGCGUCGUUGAAGUAGAGGGGAAAAAGGCCGUGUCCUCAUCGCUAUGAUUUCUGCCUUUGAGAUCAUCUGAAAAAUAAAACAAUGAUAGAUUAUUGAUUAGUACAAAUGUCGCUAUCUCAAAACUGAAAAGAAAUUUCAUAAAAUUCAGACUACAAAAAAAUAAUGCUCGAUAUUUUCACUAUUUUUUUUAUUUCUCGAAAGAUUACAAAUUUCAAUUUUUCAUGUGAUAGAGAGAUAUUUAAAGAAUUUCCAUGCCAUAUUUCAGCUACAUUGGCUGAUAGAAGUUUUUUUUUAAGUUUAGCUUAAACCGCUCCAGUUGUCACAAAGAAAUUCUAGAAUAACCCCUUAAAUUGAAGAUUUGUGAAAAAUUCUGAAAGUAAAAAAUCAAAACUAUAUUCAAAUUGUAUACAUAAAUUAUUAAUUAUAAUGGUAAUUUAGAUUAAACAAAAUGAUUUUUGUUUUAUAACUACAAAUUUAAUUAGAAAUCGUGUUAUUGUUGUCGCUGCUGUUGCAUCGGCCGUAAACACUUCACAGCGGUCGAGCGGCAGUGUUUAGCGUAUCCGCUCCGAUUACGUCAAACAACCUUUUGUCGCGGGACCAAAGGAAAGCCUCAUCAAAGCAUUCGGUUUCCAAUAUUGAUGAAAGCGCUUAAAUUUUCUGAAAAUGUUUUUGAAACUCAUUUUAACUAUUUUCUUUCUUAGAUGAAAUAUAAUAUUAGUAGGUACAUAUAUUAUAUGUAUGUAUGUAAGUACUAAAUAUUACAUACAUACAUAUAUUGUUUGCAUAUUUAAGAAAUUUAGAAGCUAGAAUCUCAAAAAUUUAUGCAAACAGUCAAUUAAAUUUGAAUGCUAAAUAAAUAAGGUUAGAAAUGAAAUACAAAUGGCGCUGCUAAACAGUUAGACAGUUACCUAAAAAAAAGAAUAGUAAAUUGAGGUUCAACAAAAUAUAAUUUUAAUCAGUUUAAUUUACAAAAAAAUAAAUAUCACAAAUAAUAAAAGACAAAUGAAAUGCCUAAGAAACUAAAUCAACUUUUAAAUACUAUUCAUUUGUAGUAAUUAAGUAAAAUUUUUCUGAAAAUUGUAACGGUCUUGCAACGUUACAUAUACCUUAAAAAUAUUACAGCAACAAAACCAUGUAUUAGGCAUCAUAAAUGAUAGUAAUAUGCUUUCUAAGUACAUAAAUGCACUUUUCUGUACACACGUGUGUAUGGAUGUAUGUAUGUGCAUGGGAAGUUGAAAUGUUAAAUAAUUUUGAAGAAUAUAUGCAUUAAUGUAUUUAAAAAAGAAACUAAAUUCUGUAAAAGAGCAAUAUUUUUUUAAUAAAACGGGCAAAAAAUACUUGAAAA